Hirsutella rhossiliensis is the source of this 3840-nucleotide messenger RNA. Its product is annotated as centrosomal targeting protein. Gene Ontology annotation, cellular component: microtubule organizing center. NCBI's taxonomy places the organism in Eukaryota, Fungi, Ascomycota, Sordariomycetes, Hypocreales, Ophiocordycipitaceae. The transcript has 6 exons. Bases 1 to 3840 code for a protein of 1279 amino acids. The record is from RefSeq and is a predicted model, not a curated record.
AUGGCCCCGCCAGGCUUUGGCGGCGCACUCGACACUCCGCGAACCAACAUUGGCGACGCGACAUACCUUCCCGAAUUUGCUGACGUCUCCCAGGAGGCGUCCUUUCAGUCGCCAGGCAAGGACGGAAACCUUCUUCAGCAACUUCGCAACGGCCGCUCCAAUGGCCUCAACCUCAGGACCCCCCGCCAGCGGGGGCCCCUCGCCGACCGACGAAACCUGCCACCAAGCGUCGGCGGCGCCGAGUUCACGCCCCUGCUCAAGUCGGCCACGAGGAACAGCGUGCGCCGGUACGGUAAGGAAAACGGCGCGGCCGUCCAAAACACACCAGUCCUCAACAAAAUCGACGAAGACGACAUGACGCCCAUUCCCCGGGUCGACAGUAGUAGUGUUGCCUCGACUCCGGCUGCCAUGCAACCCCGUCGCGGCAGGGAUAAGGGCCCUCUGCAGGAUGGGAAUCAACUGUCGCUACGCGAGCAAGAGAACGUCAUCGAUCGCAUCGAAAAAGAGAACUUUGGUCUCAAGCUCAAGAUUCACUUUCUCGAAGAGGCAUUGCGCAAAGCCGGGCCCGGAUUUAGCGAGGCUGCUCUCAGGGAAAAUACCGAGCUCAAGGUGGACAAGGUCACGAUGCAGAGAGACCUCCAUCGGUACAAGAAGCACGUAACCUCCGCCGAGCGCGACCUCGAGAACUACCGCCGCCAAAUGAUGGAGCUCCAGGAAAAGGCCAAGCAGCGUGAAGCCGACAUGGCCGACCUGCAACAUCGACUUGACCGGAGCCAGCAUGAUCGAGGCGAGUUGGAAAAAUUCAAAGACGACAUCGAGGACCUCGAGGCCGAUUUGCGGGAAAAGGACCGCAUCAUAACGGAACGCGAAGACGAGCUCGAGGAUCUCCGGGACAAAUUAGAGGACGCCGAGGACAGGGCCCGGGACUCGCAGCGGUUAGCCGCAGAGAUGAAAAAGGCCGAUUCGCAGGAGCAAGAGCUAGAGGAGGCCAAGGAAACGAUACAGGAUCUCGAACAGAACAUUCGUCGUCUCGAGGAACAGGUUGAGGACAUCAAGGACAGGAUGGACGAAGCCAUGGCCCAGAAAGAGCGAGCAGAACAGGAUCUCCAAGAGCUGCAGGAAGACAUGAACGAGCUGGACAAGUCCGGCCAGGAGUACGCCGCGCUUGAGAAGGAGCUCGGCCGCGCCAACGAAGAAAACGCCGAGCUCAAGGCAACCAUGAAGACUCUACGGCAGGAAAGCAAGGACUUCCGACAAGGCAGAGAAUCCGACUUGAUUCGGGAAUCUUCGUCGCUCCAGCAAGAAGUCAAAGGGCUGGAGACGCGAAUCCAGGAGCUCGAAGAGAGCCUGUCGCAGGAGCGGGAAUACGCUUUGGAGACGGAAAAGGACCUUCGCAACCAGUACAGUGGCGAGAUUGAGCGGCUCAACGAUGAAGUAUCCGACCUACAAGCUGAGAUUCGAGAAAAGGAUAAUCUCUACGAUAACGACAGCGAAAAGUGGGAAAACCAGAGGCAAACGCUGGAGUCUGAGCGGGACCGGGCCGAGGAGAAGGCCGUCGGUCUUCAAAGGACCAUUGACCGGUUGCGCGAAGCGGAGGGUAAUCUGUCGGAUAAGGAAUUCAAAUUGAAAGAGGCCAUUGAGAGCGAAACAGAGCGUCACAAGAACGAAGAGGCCAUUAUGACUCGGCAGAUUGACGAUCUCCAGGAUGCGCUGGAUACCCGCCAAGGACUACUCGUCAACCUACGCAACGAGCUGUCGUCGGUACGCGAGGAGCUUCGACAAACUCAGAUUGACUACCAGUCACAGGUCACCAAGGUCGUGGCUCUGGAAGACGAAGUGGAGGUCCUGCAGACGAGCUCGGCCGCGCGAGGGAGCCAGGAGCUCGAGACUGUCAAGCGAGAGUGCGACAAACUUCGAGGACAGCUGAGCGAGCUUAAACGGCAACAAAAGGAGUUCAAGCGCGGAGACAGCCCCGUCUCCGAUCGUGGCGCCCAGCAAUCCGCCGAGCUGACGGCCCGGCUAAGGAGUCAACUCUCCGACGUGACGUCUCAGCUGGAGAGGGCUACCAAGAAUCAGCAGUCUCUUCAGGAUCAGCUCGCGACACUCAAGGUGCAGCUUCACUCGUCAACGACGUCACUCGCCGAGGCUAGAGCAGAGCGCGACGAGCUCGACGACCAGCUUCGUCGUGUCAAUUCGCACGACAAUGAUACGCUCCAGGUCGACCAAGAGCGCCUUGAACUCCGGACAGCCAAGAUGAAGCUCGACAAUGAAGUGCGCCGCCUAAAGGACGAGAACAGAGCGCUGGCAGACCAGCGCGCAGCAAUCGAGAAGACUCUCGAGGACGAAUUCGAGCGAGCAGCAGCUGAGGACGAGCGCCUGAGACAAGAGGUCGUGGAGCUUCAGGCCAAGUUGCGGCAAACGUCAUCAUCCGAGAGCCAGGACCUGGCCACAGCCCGCAGGGCGGUGCGCGAACUCGAGCGCCGGAUCGAGGACUACCAGAUGCAACUUGCGAAUGUGCAGAUGCGAGACGGCGGGGACAUCAGCAGCGACCUGUCGAUGAUUCGAAAGGACCUUUCUGCAUCGCGCCAGAAGGAGCUGGAGUUUUUGCAGCGAGAUUCGGCCCAUCGAGACGUCGUCAAGGGCCUCAAGAAACAGAUUGCGGACCUGGAGCGGCAACUGCACGACGAGGAGGUCUUCCGGCUCACUGGAUCCCCAGGAGCUUCGCCUGCCCGGACCGACGAGCGCGGCGCACCACCAGCCUCGGAGCUGCGGGCACAGCUCUCGACGGCUCAGCGGUCUGCUCACGAAUGGGAAUCCAGGAGCCGUGACAGCGAACGAAGGGCGGCUCGGGCAACGCAGGACCUGCAGCGGCAGCUCAGCGACCUUGAGGACCAGAAGCUGGUGCUCGAGGAGGUGCUCGAGGAGGCGAGGCUACAGGCCGAGGAGACGGCCGCGCAGCACGACAAGGCGAUGCGCCGCAUGCAGCACAAGCUCGACCAGGCGGAGCGAGGGCGCGAGUCGGCGGUUGAGGCGCAGACGGCCAACAGCAAGCAGCAUCGUCACCUGCGUAAGAGCCAGGCCGAGGUGGAGAACCUCGAGCACGACGUGCGCCAGCAGCAGGACCUCAUCGACGGCCUCGUCGCGGCCGAGGCGUCGCUGAGGCGCAAGCUCGACCGGGCCCGCAGCGAGCGCGCCGCGUACCGCAUGAGCGCCGAGAAGCUGCAGCGCGACAUUCAGCGCCUCCAGAGGCCGGCCGCCUCUUCCCUGGCCCCCGCUGCCGGUGCUAGCCAGGGACUUGUCGUCGGCCACUUGAUGCCCGGCGGCACCGACGAGGCCCUCGAGACGCUGGUGCGUGCGGCCCAGGGCGCCGAGCAGCGCCACGAGAAGGAGCUCCGCGGCAUGGUGAUGCAGGUGGAGUGGAUGCAGGCCCGAUGGGAGCGCGAGGCGUCGCUGCGAUCUGACGCGGCCUAUGCAAAGAGGUUUCUGCAGCUGCAGCUCGACGUCGCCAACGCUUGCAACAAGGCCCAACUCCGCGAACUCGAGCACAUCCGCACAAACCUCCUCCACAGCCGCAAGCCACUCGCCUACCCGCCCGCCUCCGCCGACGACGACGACGGCCACCCGGCACGCGCCGCCGGCGGUAGCCGAGCGACCAAGGCGGCGCCGUCGCUACGCCCCGUGCUCAUCGCCGCGCGCUUCAUCGCCCGGGCGCGCAUCUCGGCCCGCGGCUGGGCCGGGCACGAGGCCGUGCGGCGCAGACUCGCCGCCGCCGUCGAGGAGCAGCGCCGCGCCAAGCGCUCCAGGCGUCUCCAGGUGGUGCCUGCCGACGCUGACGCGUGA